Rhipicephalus sanguineus (brown dog tick) is the source of this 453-nucleotide messenger RNA. RefSeq lists its product as uncharacterized. Gene Ontology annotation, molecular function: DNA binding. The coding region runs from base 118 to 423 and encodes 101 amino acids. The record is from RefSeq and is a predicted model, not a curated record. NCBI's taxonomy places the organism in Eukaryota, Metazoa, Arthropoda, Arachnida, Ixodida, Ixodidae. The transcript is spliced from 2 exons.
AAAAAAAGAAACAGUGGCCGAAAAUUGUUUACCCCAGAUGUUAAAAUUGAAACAUCAUAGUUGUUCUUUGCUAUGUGGAAAUGAACUGCUCUUUUGCUCAACGGAUGCUUUUGUGGUAUGCAGGUUAACAUCGGCGGAGGCGUUUUGGUUGAGAAAACGCUCCUGGAGCGCCUCCAUUCUCACUGCAGUGGGCCUACAAAGUUCGCCAGGCAUCUUCUCCGGAGUGUUUUUACUCUGGAGGAGAUGCGUGGCAAAUCGCUCUUCGGGAAGGGCAGCAAUGCCAAUAAGAAUGCCGAAGUUAAGGAGGCACUGGACCCAGUCAGGGUCAACGCAGUGAUCGGCUACACAUGCAGCAAGUUUUCCACUUCAACACUGCAGCUGAAGAAUAGCUUGUCGUCGAUGUUGGCACGAGAGCUCAGGUGAUGUGCUGCGCACACGAAGUAUUUAUAAUAU